This is a messenger RNA of Pleurotus ostreatus (oyster mushroom), 336 nucleotides long. RefSeq lists its product as uncharacterized. The transcript has 2 exons. The record is from RefSeq and is a predicted model, not a curated record. NCBI's taxonomy places the organism in Eukaryota, Fungi, Basidiomycota, Agaricomycetes, Agaricales, Pleurotaceae. The coding region runs from base 1 to 336 and encodes 111 amino acids.
AUGUUUUCUAAGCAAUUGCUCGCCUUCGCCAUCCUGUUCGGAAGCACCUUUGCUGCUGCCUUGCCCGUUGCGGAGGAGGGGCGAGAAGCCAAACGGUUCUUCUAUACGGAUUAUGCGGUAGAAGUCGAGAAACGCGACGCUGAGCCCGAGAAGAGGUUCUUCUACACGCAUUACGAUGCAGAGGUAGAGAAGCGAGACGCUUCACCAGAAAAGCGAUUCUUCUACACGCAUUACGAGGCGGAGAUGGAGAAACGCAGCGCCGAACCGGAUAAACGAUUCUUCUAUACGAAUUACGAGGCAGAGGUGGAGAAGCGGGAUGAGGAAGGGACAGUCUGA